AUGGCGCUGCGCGACGUGCUGCUGUCGAUAGCGCAGACGCCGCACCGGCUGCGCAGGAGGGCGCUGGUGACGUGGACGCCGGCGCAGGAGCUGAACGAGGUGCGGGACCGGUCGGGGCCGCGCAUGAAGCGGCGGCUCGAGUGGUACGACCUCGUGGGGCUCGGCGUCGGCGGCAUGCUCGGCGCGGGCGUCUUCGUCACCACGGGGAGGGUGGCGCGCGACACCGCGGGGCCAGCCGUCUUCGUGUCCUACGUCAUCGCCGGCGUCUCCGCGCUGCUGUCAUCCUUCUGCUACGCCGAGUUCUCCGUGCGCGUCCCCGUCGCCGGCGGUGCCUUCAGCUACCUCAGAGUAACGUUCGGCGAGUUCGUGGGGUUUUUCGGCGGAGCGAACAUUCUGAUGGAGUACGUGCUGUCGAACGCGGCGGUGGCGAGGAGCUUCACGGACUACCUGGCCUCGACGUUCGGAGUCACGGAGCACAACGCGUGGAGGAUCGUCGUCGACGGCAUCGCCGACGGGUAUAAUGCCCUGGACGUGCCGGCCGUCGGGCUCAUCCUCCUCAUAACCGUAUGCCUGUGCUAUAGCUACAUAGGCUACGACUCGGCGUGCACCAUGGCCGAGGAGAUCCGGGAACCCUCCCGCGCGCUCCCCGUCGGCAUCGCCGGCUCGGUGCUCGUCGUGUCCGCGCUCUACUGCCUCAUGUCCGUCGCCCUCUGCGUGAUGCUGCCCUACACCGAGAUAUCGGAGGCAGCCCCGUUCUCGUCGGCGUUCAGGGAGAAGGUGGGGUGGAGGUGGGCGAGCAGCGUGGUUGGCGCCGGCGCCAGCAUCGGCAUCGUGGCGUCGCUGCUGGUGGCGAUGCUGGGGCAGGCCAGGUACCUGUGCGUCAUCGCCAGAGCGCGUCUCGUGCCGCUGUGGUUCGCCAAGGUCCACCCUUCCACAGGCACUCCGAUGAACGCCACCAUCUUUCUAGUGUUAAGAGAACUACAUACAUACCCAGGGUUCUGCACUGCAGCAUUAGCACUCUUCACGGAGCUGCAAAUAGUGUUCGAGAUGAUAUCCAUCGGAACCCUGCUGGUCUUCUACCUGGUCGCCAACGCACUCAUCUACCACCGGUAUGUGAAGAUCGGCACAAACCGGCCCCUGCAUGUCCUCCUCUUCCUGCUGCUCCUCACGCUGAGCUCUCUCGGCUUCUCCCUCUCGAGGAAGAUCGAUGAGUGGUGCCGGUGGGGGAUGGCACUGUUUGGGGCGAUCUCCAUAGCAAUCACCACCAUCUUCCACUGCACAGCACGGCAGGACAUCACGGGGCCCCCAUUGGAGUGGUCAGUCCCUCUAAUGCCAUGGCCUGCUGCUGCAUCUGUCUUCCUGAAUGUGUUCCUGAUAACCACCCUCAAGGUGAGAUCAUUCCAGAGGUUCGGCAUCUGGAGUCUUGUGAUCAUAGUUUUCUAUGUCUGCUAUGGGGUGCACUCCACAUACUCUGCAGAAGAAAAUGAAAUUGUCAAUGCAAUGAUCCAUCAUGCAAAUCUGGACAUAUCUUAGCAGUGGCUGGGUAUGCCAGAAGUUACAAUUGGAGCUCAAUAGAUUGGCAAUUAGGCCAUCUUGGAGAUGGUCCCAGGCCUAAAGAUGGUGCAAAAGAGUCUUUUGCUUUAGGUUAAUCCCUCCUUUUUCCUGCUUUUGUGCUUUCUGAUUGGCCCAAAACCAUUGCCAUGUGCUUACUUUUUACUCCAGGUACAUAUGCAGGAUUGUGCAAGGCAUGUUUUUGUUUGACCAGUGAUUUGAAAAUCUAUCUAUCUUCACCACAACAAAAGAAAACGCCCUAGAAUGCAGGAAACUACCAAACAUCAGCAUGAUGGGAGCUGACUUGCCCCAGCUAGAAACUACUUUCACUUGCAACUAGCCAUACCAGCAGAUGGAGCAGGAGUGAGGAUAAAAAAACAAGAUAAUCAUAUCCAAGUUUACUGGAAAGUAUAUCCUAAAAAAUGUACAAGCACUGGUGUAGUCUAUAAAAAUCAUUGUUAAUGAAACAUGAGAAGCUAAAGUUAGUGAUUUUGCUUUUCUGUGUAACUCAUAACAAGGAGAGAAAUAAACAGAGAAAACUAAAAUGAAUAUUCUGUGUUCAGACUUCAGAAUUACUGAUGCUAUUUCACUCACAUUAUUUCCAUUAGUAUGC
Messenger RNA from Sorghum bicolor (sorghum), 2164 nucleotides. Its product is annotated as cationic amino acid transporter 7, chloroplastic. The transcript is spliced from 6 exons. The coding region runs from base 1 to 1533 and encodes 510 amino acids. Lineage: Eukaryota; Viridiplantae; Streptophyta; Magnoliopsida; Poales; Poaceae. Gene Ontology annotation, cellular component: plasma membrane. Gene Ontology annotation, biological process: transmembrane transport; amino acid transport. Gene Ontology annotation, molecular function: amino acid transmembrane transporter activity. The record is from RefSeq and is a predicted model, not a curated record.